AUGCAGAACCUUUUAAAUACCAGCAAAUUGUGUGAAGUGCUCGAGGGUUCAAUCAGCGCUUCAAAGGAGAAAAGAAUAGAAUGUGAGGAAUACUUAAAACAAAUAACUAAAGUUGAUGGUUAUAUGAAUGUUAUAUUAAACAUUGUGAAGAGUAUAAAUAUUGUAGAUGACAAUAUUAGGAUAUCAGCUUCUAUAUUUUUAAAGAAUAGUGUUAGAAAUAAUUAUGAUGUAUUAAAAAAAGAAGAAGUAUGUACCUUAACAAAAGAUAUAUAUGAAAGUUUAUUAUAUUUAGAAAUGAAAGAUAAACAAUUAUAUAUUCAAUUAUUUGAAAUAAUGAAAAUAUUAAUACAUAAUAAUUUUCCAGAUAAUUUUACUCUAUUAGAAAAUAUUUUAGAAGAUAUGAAUCAAAGAAAAGAUUUCCGUAGAUUAUAUGUAAGUUUAUAUUGUUUAAAAUUAAUUUUUAAGAAAUUAAAAAUAAAAAAGAAAGAAAAUAAUGAGUUAUAUGUAGAUAUAUUAAAUAAAUAUUUUUAUCCUUUGAUUAAUUGUUUAUAUGAUUUAAGUAUGUUAGAUUUAAAUAAUAAUGAUGUUAGUGAGAUUCUAAGUUUAAUAUGUAAAAUUUAUUAUUAUGUAAAUGAUAGUUAUUUAAUAAAAGAAGUUAUUAUAUUAGAAUAUAUGGAUAAUUAUUUCAGUUUAUUCGAUUUUAUAUUAAAGAAUGAAAUUGUAGUCACAAAUUAUAUAGAGGAUGAAAAUUAUUUAAAAAAAUUACCACAAUUUAAAUGUAAAAGAAUAGUAUUAGAUAUUAUAACUCGUUUAUUUUCUAGAUAUGUAAAUACAAAUUAUAAUAAAUUUAAUAAUGAUAUUACCAAAAAAUUUUGUGAUGUAUUCUUGAACAAAUGGUUAUGUCCAUUCUUUGAAGAUUUCAUAAUUAAUUUACAAAAUUAUGAUAAAAAUAAAAAGACUUUAACAGAUGAAUGUUUAAUAUAUAUAUUACAAGGAUUAUCAUAUGGUGUUGAAAAUGCAUUGAUAUAUAAAAAUUAUAUAAAAAAUAAUUUUGAUUUUUUAGUUAGAAGUAUAAUAUUUCCACUAUUAUGUUAUAAUAAUGAAGAUAUUGAAAAAUUAUUAUAUGAUGAAUAUGAUUAUACUAUGAAUAUAUUUAAUACAUAUGUUGUAGAAGAUAAAAAGGUAAGUGCAAGCUCAUUUAUAAAAGAUUUAACUAGAUAUAGAGGUGUUAAACAUAUAUCAGAGUUAUUUGCUUUAUGUGAAAAUAUUAUAAGUACCUAUAAUGAAAAUUAUAAUAAAAUUUAUAGUUCUACUCAUAAUCUUACCAAUGAGAAUGAUCAGUUCUCUCAAUUAGAAGAAUUAUUAAAUAAUGAAUAUUGUAAAUAUAAAUAUGGUGCUUUAAAAAUAUUAGAAUGUUUAUAUAAUCGUUUAUGUGAUAAGAAAAGAAAUAUGAAUAUUGAACAGUUUUUAAAAACAUAUGUAGAAAAUGAUUUAAAUAGUCCAAACUAUUUAUUAUGUUAUCAAUCAAUUGUAACAUAUUCUUGUUUUAUUAAAAAAGUACAAUCAUUCACAGAUAUAAAUGGAUUAUUAAGAAACUAUGAAAUUAUUCUUAAUCAUAUGGGUAGUUCAAGUUUAUUAAUUAGAGUUGCUAGUGCAUCAUAUAUUAAGAAAUUCUUUAAAAUCAAAAAUGAAUAUUUAAAAAAUGCAAUAAUAAAAACAAUUCCUUUACUUAUUGAACGUUUAUUAAAUGUUAUCAAAGAAAUUAAAUGUGAAUAUAUUGUUAUGACCUUAGAUAAUUUAGCAUACACAUAUAAAGAUUAUAUAACACCAUAUGUAAAUGAUGUUGUUGUUGCAUUGUGUACGAGUUUUGUAUUUCUUAUAAAUAAAAAAGAUGUAGAAGCAAAUAUUAAAAAUUCACUAGAAUAUAAUUUAAGAAAUAAUAGUCAUAAUAAUAAUAGUAAUUAUAAUAGUAAUAGUAAUAAUAAUAGUCACCAUAUGCAUCAUCAUCAUCAUUUUCAUAAUAAUAAUGAUAUAACAAUGAAUAGUAUGAGUGAUAAUUCUUUUAUAAAACAAAAAUAUGGUAGCAUCAUGAAUGAAAAAAAAGAAAAAAAAAAUGAAAAUGAAGAAUUGGAUCUAAAUUCUGUAAUUUUAUCUAUACUAACAGCAAUUUUAAGUUUAUUAGAUUCUGUAGAUGAAGAAAAUAAAGUACAAAUAUAUAAAAAUACUAUAUCUUAUUUAUAUGUAGUUGUUGAUGAAACAUUUAAAUCACCAUCUAUUGAUUAUUUAGAAGAAGCAUUAUCUUUAUUAACUAAUAUAACAUAUUAUUUAGAUAUAGAUGAACAAGUAUAUAAACGUUUUGAAAAAUUAUAUGAUAUAUUUUAUUUUAAUACAGAUGAUAAUUUAAAAGUCCAAGAACUAAAUAUGAUACGAGCUAAUCCACAGAUUAUUUUAAACAAUGAAAUCUUGAUUAGUGACAAGAAUAGUGAUGCAUAUUUUUAUGAUUUCAUAUUUGAUUUAUCAUUUUCUAUAGGUGUAUUUGAUAAUAUAAUAUCUAAAGCAACUGAAAGUUUUGUUCAAAUGUAUAGCCAUGAAUAUGGAAUGAAAUAUAUUCAUAUGGUCUAUAGAUUAGGUAUGUUUGCUUUACAUUCUAAAAUUGUAAAAAGUGCAUGCAAAUUAUUCUUUAUACUUUUUGAAGCUACUGUCAAAAUAAGAGGAGUAGAUGAAUUGAUAAUACCUGUACUAAAUGCUUUUUCUAUGAAAUUAUUUAAACAUGAUGAAGCACAAGCUGUUAUGAAUCAAAAAAAAAAAGAAUCCUUAGAAAAUAAUGAUGGUGCAGAUAGUAUAUGCAGUGAAUACGAUGAAGAUAUAUUAAGUAAAACAAGCUUAGAAUAUAUUAGAAAAUUAUUUUAUUCAAUUAUUAUAUAUAAUGUUGAUCAAUUCUUUUUAUUCUUUAAUAAUAUAAAUAAAACACCUUUUAUAUUAAUGUUCUUGUCUAAUCUAAAUGAUAUCAAAAUAAAUAAUACAAGGAAAUUGUAUAUACUAGCCAUGAGUAAUAUAUUAGAAAAUAUGCACAAUUCUAAUAUUAGUAUGCAUAUUAAUGAAAUUAAUUCAUUUAUGCUUAAUCUAGUUAAUAUAGCUAAUGUAUAUUAUGAAAAUAAAAAUGUCAAAGAAGACUCAGAAAAAUCAUUUGAUUCAGAUACAUCUUCAAUUGAUGAUAAUAGUGAGGUAGAUAUAGAUGAAAAUGAAGAUGCUACAAAUGAAAAAGCUUAUAAAUUAAUUAAAACUAUUGAAGCCUUAGAAAAAAAAAAUGAUCUAAAAAUAAAAAUAAAAGAUAAUGUUACAUUAGAUAAUAUCGUAACUGCUCAAACACAAAAUUUUAAUAAAGAAAUCAAAAAUCAUAAUAAUAAUCAUGAUGAUGCAGAUUAUGAUGAAGAUGAAGAUGAUGAUGAUGAUGAUGACGCUUAUUAUGAUUAUGAUGAUUGUUCCGAUUAUAGUAAUGAUGAAUAUAGAAAAGGAUUCUUUGAUGAUAUUAAUGCAUUCAAAAUUUUAUAUGAUACAACAACAAACUUUUAUAAUAAAUAUCAAAAUACUUAUAAUAAUGAAAUCUUAGGUAAAAUGAAAUAUCUAGUUGAUGCAGAUCAUAAUAAUGAGUUACAACAAAAAACACAAGAUAAAUAA
Molecule: messenger RNA, 3678 nt
Organism: Plasmodium adleri (nom. inval.)
Lineage: Eukaryota; Apicomplexa; Aconoidasida; Haemosporida; Plasmodiidae
Product: importin-7, putative
Exons: 1
Coding region: 1-3678 (1225 amino acids)
Biological process (GO): protein import into nucleus
Cellular component (GO): nuclear envelope; cytosol
Molecular function (GO): small GTPase binding
Source: RefSeq, a predicted model, not a curated record